CCCUACUGAUUUUCUUAUCAGAUUCUGGUUCUCCUUCUCUAACCUCCCUCUCUUCUGCAUCGUCAGAUCAAUCAGACUUCAAGUUCUUUCAAAAAAUUAAAUUUAUAUAUCAAUCUCACCAAUUACUCCUCUCUCCCUCUCCAACUCCAAAACGCGCGCAAAAUAAAAUAUAAAACGCUCGUCUCUCCUGGGAUUUGUUGAGAUGGCGGAUGCACCAACGAGUCCGGCGGGAGGGAGCCACGAGAGUGGUGGAGAGCAGAGCCCGCAUUCAGGAAUAAGAGAGCAAGACAGGUAUUUGCCAAUAGCUAAUAUAAGCAGGAUCAUGAAGAAGGCCUUGCCGCCUAACGGAAAGAUCGCCAAGGACGCUAAAGACACCGUCCAGGAGUGCGUUUCAGAGUUCAUCAGCUUCAUCACCAGCGAGGCAAGUGAUAAGUGUCAAAAGGAGAAGAGGAAGACAAUUAAUGGAGAUGAUUUGCUAUGGGCAAUGGCAACAUUGGGUUUUGAGGAUUACAUUGAGCCACUUAAGGCAUACCUAAUGAGAUAUAGGGAGUUGGAGCUUGAACUUUGGCAGGGUGACACCAAGGGAUCUGUGAGGGGUGGGGAUGGAUAUGCCAAAAGAGAUACAGUUGGAACUCUUGCUGGCCAGAAUGUGCAGUUUGCUCUUCAGGGAUCAUUGAACUAUGCAAAUCCACAAGUUAAUCCCCAAGCACAGGGGCAGCAUAUGAUUAUUCCUUCCAUGCCCGGGAAUGAAUAAAAGUGUUCUAGCUUCAAUUUUUACAAAUUUUAGGUUGAUCAAAUUAUUUAGGAUCAGCAGAACAGCUCUAGUGUUCACAUAUCAAUGAUGUAAAUGUCUCUUUGUCAAGUUUAUGAUUGCAUAAAGCAUUUAUCUGCAUACUUCCAUUGGUAAUGUAUUUUUGUUUGGAAAUUUUAGGAAAAUAUUGCUGUGGCCUAUGAUUAUGGUAAAUGUGUUGUUACAUACUAGCAAAGUAGUUUUCUAUCAAAUUAUUCUCUAA
Molecule: messenger RNA, 1013 nt
Organism: Mangifera indica (mango)
Lineage: Eukaryota; Viridiplantae; Streptophyta; Magnoliopsida; Sapindales; Anacardiaceae
Product: nuclear transcription factor Y subunit B-1-like
Exons: 7
Coding region: 203-754 (183 amino acids)
Biological process (GO): regulation of transcription by RNA polymerase II
Cellular component (GO): nucleus; CCAAT-binding factor complex
Molecular function (GO): DNA-binding transcription activator activity, RNA polymerase II-specific; protein heterodimerization activity; RNA polymerase II cis-regulatory region sequence-specific DNA binding
Source: RefSeq, a predicted model, not a curated record